ACCCAAAGCAGAAGCAGUCAGGGUGAGAAAUGAACGGCCCCAAUGUGCGCCUCAUCCUGUUUCCUCUGCCCUUCGAAGGCCACAUCAACCCCAUGCUUCAUCUCGCCCAAAUCCUCCAUUCCAAAGGCUUCUCCAUCACAAUCAUACACAUACACCAUAUCAACCCUCCCCACCCUUCAGACUACCCCAACUUCACAUUCCGCUCCAUUCCCCACGCCCUCUCCCACAGCGAUAUCACUGCCAGAGGCGUGGUAGAGAUCAUAACUUUGAUGAACGACGGUCGGUGUGUUGAGCCCUUACGUAAGUGCGUGUCGGAGUUGGUAGCGGCAAGCAACAUCGGGUGCCUGAUCACGGAUGCUCAUUGGCACUUCACUCAGAGCGUGGCUGAUGAGUUUCAGAUACGGAGGGUGGUUCUGAGGACUGGGAAUAUCUCUGCAUUUUUGGCUAUGGUUGGCCUUCCUGAUCUUCGUCGCAAGGGCCUCUUGCCUUCUUCGGAAGAUCCGUUACCCGAUUUCCCACACCUCAGAGUGAAAGAUCUGCCGGCGGUGAAAGCCCAAUGUCCGCUUCUUAUUGAACAACUCUUAUCCUCCAUUUUGAUUCAAACCAAAGCCUCCUCAGCCCUCAUCUUCAACUCCUUCAAUGACCUCGAACACGAGCCCCUUCUCAGGUGCCGUCAACUCUUCUCCCCUAACCCAAUUUUCCCACUCGGACCUUUUCACAAACAGCUUCCACGCACACAAACUUCCCCUCCUCCACAACCCCCCCACUCCUCCCUCUCUUGGCUCAACACAAAGCCCCGCAAAUCAGUCCUGUACAUCAGCUUCGGCACCCUCGCCACCAUCGACCCACAUGAGUUCGUCGAGAUCGCUUGGGGCCUGGUGAACUCUAGUUACUGCUUCUUGUGGGUGGUCCGGCCGGGGAUGGUUAGUGGGUCCGAGUGGCUCGAGUCGCUGCCGGACGGGUUCGUGGAGAUGGUGGUGGGUGAACGGGGAUUGAUUGUGAAAUGGGCGCCGCAGAGGGAGGUACUAGCACAUCCCGCGAUUGGGGGGUUUUGGACGCACAACGGUUGGAAUUCGACGAUUGAGAGUAUAUGCGAAGGGGUUCCGAUGCUGUGUUAUCCUUGCUUGGGGGAUCAGAUGGCCAAUGCCAGAUAUGUUAGCGACGUGUGGGGAAUUGGAUUUCUGUUGGGCGAUAAACUGGAGAGAGGGGAGAUCGAGAAGGGGAUUAGGAAGUUAAUGACGGAGAGGGAAAAUGGUGGGAUUUUAACGAGGGCGAAGGAUUUGAAGGAAAAGGCCGAUUGCUGUAUCAAGGAAGGCGGCUCCACAUUCCAAUCAAUGCAGAAUUUAGUCGAUUUUAUCCUCACCACUUAGAGAUAGCAAUGAAUUUAGUCGAUUCUGAAUCGCUCCCCCCUGCAUGCAAGGGGUCUUUGACAACUCCAACAUCAAAUCCGACACGUAUUCCAC
Cucurbita maxima (winter squash) is the source of this 1463-nucleotide messenger RNA. Its product is annotated as UDP-glycosyltransferase 76B1-like. Bases 30 to 1370 code for a protein of 446 amino acids. The transcript has a single exon. Gene Ontology annotation, molecular function: UDP-glycosyltransferase activity. The record is from RefSeq and is a predicted model, not a curated record. Lineage: Eukaryota; Viridiplantae; Streptophyta; Magnoliopsida; Cucurbitales; Cucurbitaceae.